GGGGGAGGGGGCGUGGAGGCCUCGCUGCGGCGGUCCGGACGGUCGGUCCAGGUCCCCACCCGCCUCGGAGCCCUCGGGUCACCCUCGUUCGCCCAACGCCCGGGGCUGCGGGGAGCUGCGGGUGCUCGCUCUCCGAGGCCAGGCCGGCCCGGCCGGGGCGCUGCAGCGCGGGCCCGCCCCCUCCUCCGCAGCCUCUUCCCCGGCGGCCGGGCGUGCGUGCGCUCGCGGCCCAGAGGAGCCCCCGGGCGCCCGGCCGGACGCAGUUGAACGCGGGGGACGGGACGGUAGGAGAGGUGUGUCGACCGGACGGAGAUCCGAUUCUAAAGGAAGACUUCCAUUUAGUAAUUUGCGUAUAAUCAGUGCAAGUGAAAUUAAGGAAAAAUGGAUGUAGAAAACGAGCAGAUACUGAAUGUGAACCCCACUGACCCUGACAAUUUAAGUGACUCUCUCUUUUCUGGAGAUGAAGAAAAUGCUGGCACUGAGGAAAUAAAGAAUGAAAUAAAUGGAAAUUGGAUCUCCGCAUCUACUAUUAAUGAAGCUAGAAUUAAUGCUAAAGCAAAAAGACGACUGCGGAAAAAUUCAUCCCGGGACUCUGGCCGAGGCGAUUCAGUCAGUGAUAAUGGAAGUGAAGCAGUUAGAAGUGGAGUAGCUGUGCCCACCAGUCCAAAAGGAAGGUUGCUAGAUAGGCGGUCCAGAUCUGGGAAAGGAAGGGGGCUGCCAAAGAAAGGUGGUGCAGGAGGCAAGGGUGUCUGGGGCACACCUGGACAGGUAUAUGAUGUGGAGGAGGUGGAUGUGAAAGAUCCAAACUAUGAUGAUGACCAGGAGAACUGUGUUUAUGAGACUGUGGUUCUGCCCCUGGAUGAGACGGCGUUUGAGAAGACGUUAACACCCAUCAUACAGGAGUACUUUGAGCACGGAGAUACGAACGAAGUCGCAGAGAUGCUAAGGGAUUUAAACCUUGGGGAGAUGAAGAGUGGUGUGCCCGUGUUGGCAGUGUCCUUAGCCUUGGAGGGGAAAGCCAGUCACCGGGAGAUGACUUCCAAGCUGCUUUCUGACCUUUGCGGGACAGUGAUGAGCACAAAUGACGUGGAAAAGUCAUUUGACAAGUUGUUGAAGGAUCUCCCUGAGCUAGCCUUGGACACUCCGAGAGCACCACAGUUGGUGGGCCAGUUUAUUGCUAGAGCUGUUGGAGAUGGGAUCUUGUGUAACACCUACAUCGAUAGCUACAAAGGCACCGUGGACUGCGUCCAGGCCAGGGCUGCUUUGGACAAGGCUACUGUGCUCCUGAGUAUGUCUAAAGGUGGAAAGCGUAAGGAUAGUGUGUGGGGAUCCGGAGGAGGGCAGCAGCCUGUCAAUCACCUUGUUAAAGAGAUCGAUAUGCUGCUUAAAGAGUAUUUGCUCUCUGGAGAUAUGUCUGAAGCUGAGCACUGCCUUAAGGAACUGGAAGUACCGCAUUUUCACCACGAGCUGGUAUAUGAGGCCAUUGUAAUGGUUUUAGAGUCAACUGGAGAAAGUGCAUUCAAGAUGAUGUUAGAUUUAUUAAAAUCCUUGUGGAAGUCUUCUACUAUUACCAUAGACCAAAUGAAAAGAGGUUAUGAGAGAAUUUAUAAUGAAAUUCCGGAUAUUAAUCUGGAUGUCCCACACUCAUACUCUGUGCUUGAGAGAUUUGUGGAGGAAUGUUUUCAGGCUGGAAUCAUUUCCAAACAACUCCGAGAUCUUUGUCCAUCAAGGGGAAGAAAGCGUUUUGUAAGUGAAGGAGAUGGAGGUCGUCUUAAACCUGAGAGCUACUGAGCACAGCAACUCUUACAGUCAGUCUUAGGUGUUACCAAGAACAGAUCUCAAUUGUAAGAGUUGUCAGCACAGCUUUUCUUUUUUCUUUUUGUUUUUGUUAUUGUUUUUUUUUCUUUUUUUAAAGAAUUUGUUUUGGGUACAAGGCAUUUCUAAAAUUUUAUAAACUUACAUUUAAUGGGAAUUUUUGAAGGAAGUAUUUUCUUUUUUUUUCUUUUUUUUUCUUUGAGGGGAAAUUAAAGGAGGGACCGAAGAGUAACCACCUAUGUGUGGGGUGUUCUGAUAAGCUACUUUCUAAGUGCCAUGUUUAUGACCUAAUCAUUCCAAGUUUUGCAUUCAUGUACGACUGCCACUCCUUUCUUUCAAGGACAGUGUUUUUUGUAGUAAAAUCACUGGUUUAUACAAAGCUUUAGUUAGGGGUGAAGUAAAGCUGCUAAACCCCAUUUUGGCUGCUGCUGUGGAGAUGCUGUGCUUUGAGAGUAAACACACACACACACACACACACACACACGCACGCACGCAGACACGUACACAGACAUACACACACA
Molecule: messenger RNA, 2336 nt
Organism: Rattus rattus (black rat)
Lineage: Eukaryota; Metazoa; Chordata; Mammalia; Rodentia; Muridae
Gene: Pdcd4
Product: programmed cell death 4
Exons: 12
Coding region: 382-1791 (469 amino acids)
Biological process (GO): negative regulation of DNA-templated transcription
Cellular component (GO): nucleus; cytosol
Source: RefSeq, a predicted model, not a curated record